Molecule: messenger RNA, 6766 nt
Organism: Acaromyces ingoldii
Lineage: Eukaryota; Fungi; Basidiomycota; Exobasidiomycetes; Exobasidiales; Cryptobasidiaceae
Exons: 2
Coding region: 72-6710 (2212 amino acids)
Biological process (GO): RNA export from nucleus; protein import into nucleus
Cellular component (GO): nuclear pore inner ring
Molecular function (GO): structural constituent of nuclear pore
Source: RefSeq, a predicted model, not a curated record
CUCCAGCGUCGUGUUGUCGUCGUCGUCGCCUCAAAACACGCCCGCGCUCGGACCGCAUUUGCUUCGUCAACAUGGCUCUCAGUAGCGGCGGUGCAGAAGCCGGGCCUUCGUCGGCGCCUGCCGCACAGGCCAACAUGUUGAGCUACCGCGAGCUGCACGACAUCCUCGAGUCAUCGAGCUCGACGACGUCCACGGCUGACAUCAGCAAGCAGCUCCAUGCUCGCCUCGCCAGAUUGACUGCAUGCAACAAGCCGCCAUCGGGUCCCACGCCCGCAUCGAGGUCGAAAGUGACGUCCCCGGCGGCCUUUUCGACGCCCGAUGGGUCGACAAUCAGGCUCGACGCGCUGCAGCAGGAGCUGUGCCUCAACUUUAGCGAGGCGCACCACAUCGAUGAAGUAGAAGCCGCAACGGUCUUGCGCCUCUUUCUCGACAGCCAGGACACGGAUCUCGACGCGUUGGCCAGACACGCCUCCGACGACGCCAUGGCUGGCCUGCCCAAGCGACCACGAAGAGCAAAGCCUAGCAGUCGGCCGCACGUAGACGUCAUGACGGCAUUCAUGGAUGCAUUGACGGCUUUUUACCUCGAGGAGCGGCUUUCGGUGCUGAGGUGCGUCUCUGCCCUUCUGCGUCUGGCAGACGACAGCUACAGCAACCUGCACGACGUGGCCAACGACGUUCUCUCCAACUUUGCCGACGAGGCAUUCGGUCUCGGUUGCCUUGCCCGUUUUCAACAGCUCGCCGCAGAAUCACUUGACGAUGGAAUUCGAGAAAACACGUCGCAGAGCGUCCUGUGGGCCACACACAACCUUCGCGAGCAGGUUGCCCUCCUGGAGGUCGUCACGCUCCUCUACUAUAGCCGUCUCGACCCGUCGGCCAGCUUCGUCUCCAGCCUCCUGGCGGCGAUACGCCAGACCGACUUUGGCAGGAAGCAAGCUGGGGCCGGCUUUCUCGACUCAGAAGGCGCCGGCAUCAUCGACUGCGUAAGUGGGCUGCUCCUCCUCCUCACGAUCGAGAGCCUCGACCUGGAACGAGUCAUGGAUGGCUUCGACUUCUUCUCGCCGCCGCCCAAAGGCAGCCUCCUCGACGCAUCCCACGUCUUUGCCGAUGCUGUCGACUACAUCAAGUCGACGACGGCGGCGGACACGGUUCGAGCGCCUCUGAUGCUCGCCUGGUCCUUCUGGCUCAGCCGAGUGGACCAGGCCAUCGCGGAGUGGAAGGCAGCGAGGCCGACGGAGCAAGUGCCUCGACACCUGAACGCCAUCGAGUCUGCUGCGCUCAAGCCUGCUCCUGCUGCUGCACUGAAGAAGAAGGGACGGGGCGAGCGAGACGAACGCAACGACUUUGAUGAUGACGAAGAAGAGUCGCCCUCGUGGCCCAACUUCGUCUCGGCCGCUCUCAGCUCGGGCAUGGACCUCUUUGGGACAAUGCUGGCCGUCUCGCGAUCGCCCCUCUUUGUCUCCGACAGUCCUAUUUCCUCGCUCGUCUCGCUGCCCGUGUCGACGUCGCUGGCUCUUCGCGCAAUCCUCAAGGGCUUUGUCCUCUCGAUCACCGAGCUCGUCAGGCCGGAAUUUGUCCUUGACUUCAAUGGCCUCGUCGAACUCUGGCAGGCCACCUUUGGAGGAGCGACGCAGGACGGUGCGGGAGGGGCCGAGCUGUGUGCUCAGUUCUGGGAAGUCGACUUUGAAUUCGCGCAGCGUCGUGCUGUCCUCGACACCGCGACGAGGCGGUGGCCCGUCAGCUUCCGACCCCUGCUGGGCCUCUGCAAGGCGCUUUCGGGCGCCUCGAUCACAUCGCCGACGUCCUCGUCGAGCCAGUCGGAUGCCGUCUUGCGAGCGGCGAUGCCCGUGAUGCGCUACCUGUGCGAAAUCGAGAGUCUCGCCCACGUCAUGCCGCCGACGCCUUCGCUCGCUCCUCCCUACCAGCCAUGGGAGGAGCCUGGGUCACCGAAUGCCUACAAGGCCAUCAGGCCGAUCCCUGUCUUUGGGCAACACCUCAUCAUACCUGCAGGUACGGUGGGAAGGAUGGUAUCGGAAGCCGAUGGUGCCCCCGUAGUCGUUUGGGAUGUGUCGGGGCUGGGUAUCAGUGCUUGGCGUCUGAUGCGCGAUGUCCUUGCCAACUUCGUCGGCCUUCUUCCGGGUCAAGCUCCUCCUCGUGCAAGCACAGACGACAGCCGGACAGGCGACGGAGCCGUCUUUGCAGAGCGGCAUGCGCCUGCCAGCUUUGCCACGUUGUCGCCCGACGACGCUGGCGCUCACGAUGCCGAGGCAGCGGCCAAUGCCAUGGAUCUCUUUAGCAGCAUCCUCGCUGCGGGUCCCCAACUCUCGGCUCUUUUACUGGCCCAUCUCGAGGGCGAUGAUGCCAGCGGACUCGCAGAGGUGCAAGAUCCAAGCAUAGACGACAAGCCUAGCCUCCUCAACAUCGCCCUCAAGGUCCUAGACCAGGCGCUCUUGGCACCUGCGACUGCAUCCCGCGUCAUCGUCAGCGCCUACCGCCUCAUUACGCUCGCUCUUGCCUCGCGCCCUUCAGAUAUCUGGGUUGCCAUGCGCUCGUCGAGCGCCCUGAUUGGCUCCAGCGGCCUGUUGCCUUACUCUGUUCGAGGGGCAGGUGCGUCAUCUUCGUCGUCCCUCCUCGCCGAUGAGGUGAGCCGAGGCCAAUUCGACGGCCUGAAUGCGGUUCUCGACCUCCAUCAGUCGCUGCUGGAAGACCUGCAACGGACCCAAUUUUCCAUUUCUGCCGAAGCGUGCCAGCUCAAGGUCGAUGUGAUGCUCCGUGCAGCCCGAUGGAUCUGCCAGGCCGUCUGGAUGGAGUACCAGGGCUGGAAGUACGUCAAGCUGCGACAGCGAAUCGAGAUUGGACGCAAGUGUGUCCACUUCUUUGACACGAUCUUGCGCGAUGGCUGUAUGCGCAAUGCCGCAGAGAGCCCCGCUCAUCGGCUCUCUGAAGCCAUUGAGCAGACCUUUGUGUCGCACGUCAGCCCUCUCCAUCUCGGCCCGCUCGUCGCGACACUGAGCCAGGGUCAGCAGCUCAUCGAUCAGCUCCAGAAAGCGAUUCGACAGGUCGAGGCGGAACAGGCACGUCGGCUGGUGCAGAGCUGCCUUGGCUUUGCCUUUGCCAUCGUCGAGCGACGACGGCUGCUGAAUGCCGAGUCGCUCACGCCCACAUUGGGCCUCUUCGAGCUCAUGGUCUUUGACCAUGCCACGGUGGCGACGAGGAGUGUUACAAUUGCAAGCCGGCGAUCGAAUCGGGUUGAGCUGGCCACCGCCGUCGUUGGCUACAUCCUCCUUCCCUUCUCGCGCCCACUCAGCAUCGAGGCCGUCAGGCUCCUGACCUCUGUCUGUCGGUCUACAGCUGAGGUGGCUGCUGCGUCUUCUGGCGGCAAGGGCACGGCAUCGUCACCACCGACGCUCGUGGGCCACUUGGGUUCGCUGCAAGAUGUCGAAGCAUCCAUGGCUGGACUUGUAGAUGUGGUCGCAAGUCAGGAGCGCGAUGAUGAGCUGCGGAGAGAGACGUGGACGCUGCUCGCGGCCAUCGUCGACACACAGCCAGCCCUUGCAACACUGCUCCUCACAGGCCGUCACCUGGCCUCGGACGUGGAACGGAACAUGGCGAAUUCCUCGUCGUCGGGCAAGAACAAGGCGGAGGAAAGGCCGGCGACAAUGGCGAGGACGGCCAUCGACGUCGCAGUCGAACAUCUGCAGAACUGGGAGCGAUCUUGGGACUCGUCGCCGGCGGUCCUCGAGGCCGUUCUGAGGUUUCUGGGCGUCGCGUGGGCGCACGCUGCCGAACAUAGGUCGGACUUUGCCAGACUAAGGAGCAACAAAUCUAUCUGGAAGUCGUUGGGAGACAUUGCUGUCAAGGACUCUGGGCAGGUGCCUGAUCGGCCGGAGCAAUGGGAGGUGCUGGAGGCGGACGAGGGCGAGCAAGCGCAAGAGCAAAGCGACGAGCAUGUCUCGGUCCAACGCUACGCCCAUCGGACACUGUGUUCGGCGAGAGCCUUGACGCUUCUAGCGGCCGACAUUGAGCUCGCCCCUUCAAUGGCAAGGGCUAAUGCUGAAACAAAGGAACGACAAGAGGAGAGCCUUGAGACAAUUCUCUCGAUCCUGAGCGAUGGCAAUCUUCUACAGACGUCUCUAGUGGCCGCCUUUGACGUCCAAGGCGACGUAGCGAUGCACGCCGAGUUUCAAGCUCGCCUCAAAGCAACCUUCCCAGAGGUGAACCUGGAUGACUUUAGGUACUCGGCGAGGCACGACGACUUUGAUCUUUCAAGACGGUACGGCGACGGCUACUGUUUCGACAUGGGCGCGUUCAGGCUCAGGCUGCAAGGAUUUCUUCCUUCCAUUGAGGAGCAAAGCGAAGAGAUGGCGUUGGAUGAAAGGAGCGGGCUGGACAACGAGUCGCUGAAGCAGGCCUGCCUGCUCGUCGCGGCCAUCAAUCUUGAUUGGAGCAUCAUCGAUGCGAGGACGACAUACAUGCGUGCCUGGACGAGGCUUUUGGAAUCGGUGUCGGAGCCGUACGUCUCUAGAUCGUCGGACUCGAGGCGUGAGGAUAGGCUGAAGCAGGUUCAGACAACCUGCCUGAAGGCGUGGACCAGAUGCGCAGCUGCGACGGCGGAUGAAGAGGCAAACGGCGAUGUCAUCAUGGGCAUUCAUUCCGAGAGAGUAAACUUGCUUUCCGUCCUGCUGGAGCUCUGCUGGGGCUCGUUCUCAGCGAGAGAAGAUGGUCACCAAGAACCGCAAAAGGACUUCGAGCCAGUCGUUGAGGCAGUCGAACAAUCAUGCAGGCUCGUUGGCCACGGCGUCCUCAGAGUCGAAGAGAGUCUCCGCAGUGGCGGUCCAGGCUUUCAUCGAGGCGUGUUUCGCAUCGUCUUGCUUUGCACCCGGCGAAGCAGGAGCCUGCUCAAGCAGCGGGCCGGUGUCCGGUUGGGUAGCGGUGAGGGAAAGCUAAAGGACCAGGGAGGCGAGGACGCACAUCUCCAUCAGCGACUACAUCAAAGUGCAGACCUGUACACCAGCCAGACGAUCACCUGCCUGCGUGUCGCCAUCGACAACGCUUGGGCAGCUCUUUCGAGCGUAGAGCGAUUACAAGGAUACCAAAGUGGCGAACGGCAAGUCAGCGAAGUGGUUCGAGCUUCACCCCUCGUUGAAGCAGCUGAGGACGAUCUCAGGCUGCUCAUGGCCACCUUGGAGCUGCUGCUGCGCGACGACGUGGGCAUCCCGCCGCACACCUGGGCUCCCAAGAUGCAGACUACCGGUCUGCUGCCUGCCGCUGUCGAGCUGUUUGCAAGGGCGCCGCUCACAAUGUCGUCAACGACAAGCACGACGGCAUUGAUGACAAAGAUGAAUAGCAAUGGUGGUGACAGCCGCUCCGACCUCUCCAACACCGAGUUGCUGGCAGCUGGCGCUUGCCCAGUCUUUGGAUUUACCCUUCUGGGCUUCUUCCUGGCGAUGGCCUCGUCGCCGAACACGGCAGAGUCCUUGGCGCUUGCAGGGAUCACCAAUGCACUGUGCGCCAAUGCGCUCUCGAAUCUAUUCGACCAGUCCUCUCCUCUCGAGGAGCAAAAGCCAGCAACAGCGACGAUUCCUCCGCUGCUCAACUCUGGCUAUGAGAAUCCGACGCACACCCUCUGGCUCCAGAUGCUGCGCGUCGUACUCGGCCUCACGCACAACCUAGGCCUGGGCAACGACCGCUACUACGCUGGAACGACGAGUCUGGCCACGGUUGCUCGAUUCGUCGAAAUGGAGCUCCGCGGCUUUCUGCAGGUGUACUGGAUCCAGAUCGAGCGAAGUGUUCUGCAGUUCUCGCCCCUCGGUGCAGCAGCUUCAGGCUCGUCGCUGCGGCGCUUCAACGCUGCUCCUCUGGAGGACUUCGCAACUCCUUCUGUGGCCCCGACAACAUUGACAUUGGGACAGCUCGAUGAGAUGGAGGAGGUCGUCGGCCUCUUCCUGGCUGUGGCCCGUGUCUUUUCGGGGCCGCUGGCUUCGUCAGCUAGCACUUCUGUUGAGGGCAAGCUGCUGGACCUCUUUGUCAAGCGCGCGACCUCAUCGACGCCAAUGCUACAGCAGCUCGUCUACCUCGUCCAGCAUCCUCGGGAGCUGGCUUCGCUCCUGGGCGCCUCGGUCGACAAUUCUGGCUGGACACGGGAAGACGAAGCCGGGUGCGUCGAGCAGAUUGCCAGGAUCGCAGGGCAGAUUGUCAAGAUCGUCUGGGAAUGGACGGGGUCCGUUGAGGUGCUCUGGACAGAGGAAGAGGAGUGGAGCCUGGAUAGCCUCGUGCUGAGCCCCACGAUCAGCACCGUGCCGACGUCGAGUGCCUCGAUGGGGACAUUGCUGGACCUGGCUCAAUUUUUGAGCGAAAAGCUGAGGAGCCUUACGACGAGCGACGAAGCCGGCGGCAAGGACAAGGCCGAGGAUCUUAAGACCGAGGUGGGAGAGUCCCUCGAGCAGACGCUUGCACUGGCAGCUACGCAGCUCGCCAUUGCCGUUCAUGGCCGCCCAUCACCGACGACGAAUGGGCAGACCGCCAUCCAAGAUGACACGACCGCGCAGCCCUCUGCUCCACCAAGGGAGAUCGAGACGGGCCUGGCGCGCGACUUGGAGACGUGCAUCGAAUCGUGCAGGGCCGCAUUGCGGGCCGCAGGUGGCGCGAAAAAGGCGAGCAUGUUCUUGGACAUUGUGGCAGACUUUGGCAAGAGGGUUUUGGCCUCGUCAUAGCCAGUGACUCGGAUGACCAGAGAAGAGAGAGAAAUACAAUUACAUUUUUGCACAAG